AUGAGCCAGAUCGCACUGUGCGCCAUCUUUGCCACGUUCGGCCUCCUAUUGCCCCUUACAAGCCCUUUUGUCACAGACUGGCAAGAUGGCAGUCUGCAAGCAGUGCUAAAUGUUGACGUUCCGGGCCUGCCCUGGAUCACGUUCAGCGAUGAGUGGGCUGUCUUGGGCCCUUUCCAAAUUGGCACACGAGAAGCACCCUGGGGAGCAGAUCCUCUCGAAUACUACGGAGGAUUCCCAACACUGCGUGCCGACAACGAGGCAACAUUCAAAAGCUCUCUGACUCCGAAUGGAACGCUCACGUGGUCCUUCGCAAAAGCGCAUUGCGCACCCGCUACCAACGGCGGUUGCAAGCUCUCGCUUCGUGUCGAAUUUCCCAACGUAGACUGGGUCUUCCUUCAGGCCGUCUACGGAUGGUCCGCCCUUCAAUGGCAGGGUUGGGCGCAAGGCGAAUUCUACAUCCAUGCCGACACUCCAGUCUCCGUCGUCUUGUACACAGACCAUGUUCUUGAGUAUGCACUCGACGGCGAGCGCCAUUUCGGCGGUGACUUCUACUCGUUUCGCAAAUCACCCCCUGUCUUUCGAAUCGCUCCUGGGAAGCAUGUUCUUGACGUGAGGCUCGUACGUGAUGUGCGGUCUAUGGGUGGAGUGGGAAACCCUUACAUGGACGUUGGUAUCGAGAUUGCGCCUACGGCGGAAGUUGCUGAGGCGGUGGAAGGAACCGCUCUUCUGUCUGAUAUUGUAGAUGGCGUGUUACCCAGUCCGUACGCAAGCGUUGAUAUCCGGAAUAAUGGUCAUGAAUGGAUCCAGGUGCUUGAUGUAGCUGUCGUUCAGCCUAUUUCGGAAGUGUUUACUGCUUCACUAUAUGAGAAUAAAAUCAGGAGGGUUGCUCCUGGACAAACUCGUCCAGUCGUCUUUCUUCUUCAACUCACGAGUGGAAAUGGACCAGUUCAGAACGAGAUUGAGCUUGCCGUCAAGUACCAGCUUGCGUGCGAACCAGGCAAGACCAGAAGCAUGAACGUUUCCUUUCCGUUAAGACACAAGAACCAGAGGCAUGCGCACAAGUUAACUCAUCUUCACCCUGCCGGCAUCAUCAGCUACUCCAUUCUGCGCCCCCCGUCUGAGAACGCUUCCUGUCACGGCCGCACAAGCUCUUUCAAGGCCCCAGUUAUGCUGCAGUUGCAUGGCGCCGGUGUCGAGGCGGACAGCGACAUGAUCUAUGAUGUUUUUGAUCUGCUUCCGAGCCUUUGCGCAUGGAUCCUUUUUCCUUCUGGCGUCACGCCAUGGUCAGGCGAUGAUUGGCACAUUUGGGGAUUUACUGACGUCCUAGCCUCCAUCGACGGGAUAACAAAUUGGAUCGAAGCCACCGGCUGGGGUGGCGUCCGCGUCAACACUGAUCAGUGGUUCGUUGGCGGCCAUUCAAAUGGUGGCCAGGGAGCAUGGUAUGCGCUUUUGCACUAUCCAGACAACGUCUUUGCUGCCUCUCCUCUUUCCGGAUAUCUCUCCAUCAACGAGUACGUUCCUUACAAAUUCUGGAGACCAUCAGAACCAAAAAAACGUGCUGUGCUCGAGGCGGCGUUGAACAGCUACCGCGCUGAGUACCUUGUUCCAAACGCAAAGGGUAUCCCGAUCCAGCAGCAACACGGCGGCGCGGAUGACAACGUACCUCCAUAUCAUUCCCGCCUCAUGAGUGAACUAAUAGUAGAAGCUGACUGGAAUAGCGGCUACCUUGAGGUGCCAGGCAAGCCGCACUGGUGGGAUGAGGUGGUAACCUCGGAUGCUCUUACGAAGUUUUACAAGGAGCAAAUAGACAGGGUACAGGAGGAUCGCAAGAUCCCUUCGACGUUUGAGCUCGUGGUCGCGAAUCCGGCAGAUACAGGGAGUAAAUUCGGAGUGAAGGUGCUUUACCUUGUCGUGUCAGGAGAGCUUGGAAGAGUCGUUGCGACUCUGGAUGAGAGCAAGCAGCAGUGGAGAUUUGAGACACAAAAUGUUCUUGCUUUCCGACUGAAGAGAAAGAUGGCGCAACGCCGUGUGGUGAUUGACAGCGAGGUCAUGGAUUUCGCCUCGGAUGGUGGUCUCGAGACCACAGAUGCGGUUGAGGUAUGGAAAGAUGCGCGCGGUGAGUGGACAACAAAGAAGCCUCAAGACAAGAUGGUGCCGAAGGUUCCCUUGGGUGGACUUGAGGCCAUUCUGCGAUCUGAAGGACCAUUCACUGUCGCGUAUCACGGCGACAGCUUUGCCACCGCUCUUGAGGUGGCUCGUAAUCUACACCAAUACUUCUUUGCUGACGCCGAGGUUCUGGAGGGAACAGAAUUGGAGCUUGUGCCUGCGAAGGUCGGGAAUCAGAUAACGAUCGGAAUCGGCGAUGACAUGCCUCCUGGUUUCUUUUCGAGCGAAAAGUCAUUGGCAGGCCACGCCGAUGCAUUGAGUGACGGCAGACGGAUGUUGCAGGUCUUGCUAGGUCGCCACAUAUCCGGACAACUUUCUUCAUGGGUCUCAGCUCAAAGUGAAGUGGGAGCUAUCUUUGUGCGGCCGCUCGACUCCCGGCUGGAACUGGUCGUCUGGGGCUCGAACGCGGCCAUGCUGAGGCGAGUCGCGCGUCUGAUGCCCACCAUCUCUGGCGUUGGACAACCUGACUGGAUCAUGUGCGGGACAAGCGCCGCAUGGAAGGGCCUGGACGGGUGUGAACUGGGGUUUUUUGAUGCCAGACGGAGCGAGGAGGGAUGA
Verruconis gallopava is the source of this 2724-nucleotide messenger RNA. RefSeq lists its product as uncharacterized. The record is from RefSeq and is a predicted model, not a curated record. The coding region runs from base 1 to 2724 and encodes 907 amino acids. The transcript has 4 exons. Lineage: Eukaryota; Fungi; Ascomycota; Dothideomycetes; Venturiales; Sympoventuriaceae.